CGUGACAACGUAAAGAAUCAAACGCUAAUAAACUAAAAAACAGGGAGACGGCUAGCAUAGAUGCUUUCCCUUCGAUUUUUCACAGUACUGCGGAGAAGAUAACAAACUUUGAUGGGGAGGGGGAGAGUCGUGCUAUUCAAACUUAAAUUAUAAAAGCCGGCAACUUGACUGGAGACUACCCAGCCAGCCCUCCAUUUGACUUGGUGGUUAUUUCCCAUUCUCCUCUUUUAAAUAGUCUUUCCACUAAUUCUUAACAUCCACAUUUGCCAAAUCCCGAGCUUUCUUUCAAUGUUAAGAGACAGAGAGUCAUGGGUCCUCUUGGCGGAGUUUCAGGUUUCUUUCCCCAAACCAUGAAUGGUGAAAUACCUGUAGAAUCAGUCAGAUCGAGUUUUAUUUACUACUUGUAGCUGUUAAAAUCAUUAAGUAUAGCUUAGUUAUAAAGACAACAGGGCAGAAUUGCAGACACGUACUACUGGUUUUGUUUUUAUAACUACGUGCAAAGAUGGCGGCAGUUUUAGCCGGAGAUGAUCUGGCAAGAUCAAUGAGCAGCAGCAGCAGGAGGAGCUUUAGUUACAGGAGCUGGGCGUCUGCUAGCAUAAGAGAAGCAUGGACUGCACCGGUGGACGUUUUCAGCCAGAAUAGCGGGAGGAGGCAGCAGCAGAUGGACGACGAGGAGGAGCUGCGAUGGGCAGCUAUCGAGAGAUUGCCGACUUAUGAUCGGAUGAGGAAAGGGGUUCUAAGGCAGGUACUUGAUAAUGGAAGAAUGGUUCAAAGUGAGGUUGAUGUAACAAGGCUUGGAAUGCAAGAUAAGAAGCAGUUGAUGGAGAACAUACUUAGAGUUGUUGAAGAAGACAAUGAAAAGUUUCUGAGGAGAGUUAGAGACAGGACUGAUAGGGUGGGGAUUGAGAUUCCAAAGAUUGAAGUUCGAUUUCAGCACUUAUCAGUGGAGGGUGAAGUUUUUGUUGGGAGCAGAGCACUUCCUACCUUACUUAAUGCCACGCUGAAUGCAGUAGAGAGUAUUCUUGGAUUGGUUGGGCUUGCUCCAUCAAAGAAGAGAACAGUUCAGAUUCUUCAAGAUAUCAGUGGAAUUGUCAAACCAUCACGGAUGGCCCUACUUCUGGGUCCUCCAAGCUCGGGGAAAACAACAAUGCUAAUGGCACUUGCAGGCAAACUCCACCGGGAGCUAAGAUCAUCCGGGAAGAUCACCUAUUGUGGGCAUGAAUUGAAAGAGUUUGUUCCUCAGAGGAGUUGUGCUUACAUUAGUCAGCAUGAUCUUCAUUAUGGAGAAAUGACAGUCAGAGAGACAUUGGAUUUUUCUGGACGCUGCUUAGGUGUGGGCACGAGGUAUGAACUGCUGGCGGAACUCUCUAGGCGUGAGAAAGAAGCAGGAAUUAAGCCAGAUCCAGAAAUUGACGCGUUCAUGAAAGCCACAGCAAUGUCAGGACAGGAACAUAGUUUGGUCACUGAUUAUACUCUCAAGAUACUCGGAUUGGAUAUUUGUGCUGAUAUUUUGGUUGGGAAUGACAUGAAAAGGGGUAUUUCUGGAGGGCAGAAGAAGCGUGUGACUACCGGAGAGAUGUUGGUGGGACCAGCAAAGGUUCUUUUAAUGGAUGAAAUAUCUACAGGGUUGGACAGUGCCACUACUUUCCAGAUUUGCAAGUUCAUGAGGCAAAUGGUCCAUACCAUGGAUGUAACUAUGAUAGUUUCUCUCCUACAGCCAGCACCAGAGACAUUUGAGCUUUUUGAUGACAUUAUCCUGCUUUCAGAGGGUCAGGUUGUCUAUCAAGGUCCACGCGAGCAUGUCCUUGAAUUCUUUGAACACAUGGGUUUCAGAUGCCCUGAUAGGAAAGGAGCUGCUGACUUUUUGCAAGAAGUAACUUCCAAGAAGGACCAGGAACAAUAUUGGUUCAGAAAGAAUAUACCUUACAGAUUUAUUUCAGUUCUUGAGUUUGUGCGAGGUUUCAACUCUUUUCAUGUCGGCCAACAACUUGCUUCAGAUCUUAGGACUCCUUAUGAUAAAUCAAGGGCCCAUCCGGCUGCAUUGGUCACAGAGAAGUAUGGCAUCUCAAAUUGGGAGCUGUUCAGGGCAUGUUUCUCAAGAGAGUGGCUGCUGAUGAAGCGGAACUCUUUUUUGUAUAUAUUCAAAACAACCCAGAUAACAAUCAUGUCAAUAAUUGCCUUCACAGUGUUUUUUCGGACAGAAAUGAAAGUGGGGACUGUACUAGGUGGACAAAAAUUUUUUGGAGCAUUGUUUUUCAGUCUAGUCAAUGUGAUGUUUAAUGGGAUGGCAGAACUUUCAAUGACAGUUUUCAGGCUCCCUGUCUUCUAUAAACAGAGGGAUUUCUUGUUCUUUCCUGCGUGGGCUUUCGGCUUACCAAUAUGGGUACUCAGGAUUCCAUUAUCGUUAAUGGAAUCAGCGAUAUGGAUUAUCCUAACAUAUUACACAAUUGGUUUCGCUCCUUCUGCUAGCAGGUUCUUCAGACAGUUCCUUGCAUUUUUUUGCAUACAUCAGAUGGCUCUGGCCCUCUUUCGUUUCAUUGCUGCUGUUGGAAGAACACAAGUCGUUGCAAACACACUAGGGACCUUCACCUUGCUUUUGGUUUUCGUGCUCGGAGGAUUCAUUGUUGCCAAAGACGACAUUGAGCCAUGGAUGAUCUGGGGCUACUAUUCCUCUCCUAUGAUGUAUGGACAGAAUGCCAUUGUCAUGAAUGAAUUCCUUGACGAAAGAUGGAGUGUGAAUAAUACGGACUCUAAUUUCGCUGGAGAAACUGUUGGGAAAGUGCUUCUGAAGGCUAGAGGCUUCUUUACUGAUGAUUAUUGGUUUUGGAUUUGUAUCGGAGCACUCUUUGGGUUUUCGCUUUUAUUCAACGUUUUAUUUAUUGUAGCAUUGACUUUCUUGAACCCUUUGGGUGACUCAAAAGCUGUCGUUGUGGAUGACGAUGCGAAGAAGAAUAAGAAGACAUCAUCUGGACAACAGAGAGCAGAAGGUAUUCCUAUGGCAACGAGAAAUUCUACAGAAAUUGGUGGCGCAGUGGAUAAUUCAACAAAAAGAGGAAUGGUUCUGCCAUUCCAGCCCCUUUCACUUGCAUUCAACCAUGUGAGCUACUAUGUGGAUAUGCCUGAUGAAAUGAAGAGUCAAGGAAUUGAUGAAGAGCGUCUUCAACUGCUCAGAGAUGUUAGUGGUGCUUUUAGACCAGGGAUAUUGACUGCACUUGUGGGCGUAAGUGGUGCUGGGAAGACCACCUUGAUGGAUGUGUUAGCUGGAAGGAAGACCGGUGGUUACAUUGAAGGAAGUAUUAACAUCUCAGGCUAUCCAAAGAAUCAAGAGACAUUUGCUCGUGUGAGCGGUUAUUGUGAACAGAAUGACAUUCAUUCACCUCGUGUUACUGUUUAUGAGUCUCUUCUGUACUCAGCCUGGCUCCGUCUUUCUAAAGAUAUAGAUACAAAAACCCGAAAGAUGUUUGUUGAAGAAGUUAUGGAAUUGGUUGAGCUAAAUCCCCUCAGAGAUGCCUUAGUUGGACUUCCAGGUUUAGACGGCCUAUCAACAGAACAAAGGAAAAGAUUGACCAUAGCAGUAGAAUUGGUAGCUAAUCCCUCUAUCAUAUUCAUGGAUGAGCCAACUUCUGGUCUUGAUGCUAGAGCUGCUGCUAUCGUGAUGCGUACUGUCAGAAACACUGUGGACACAGGUAGAACUGUUGUGUGCACCAUUCAUCAGCCUAGCAUAGACAUUUUUGAAGCUUUUGAUGAGCUGUUGUUGAUGAAAAGAGGAGGUCAAGUCAUUUAUGCCGGAUCUCUUGGUCACCGUUCUCACAAGCUCAUAGAAUAUUUUGAGGCUGUCCCAGGUGUUCCCAAGAUAAGAGAUGCGUAUAACCCUGCAACAUGGAUGCUCGAAAUUAGUGCUCCUUCAAUGGAGGCACAACUGGAUGUAGACUUCGCAGAACAAUAUGCCAACUCCUCCCUCUAUCAGAGGAAUCAGGAAAUUAUCAAAGAGCUAAGCACACCAGCACCAGGAUCCAAGGAUCUCUACUUCCGAACCCAAUACUCCCAAACUUUUCUUACUCAAUGCAAAGCUUGUUUCUGGAAACAGCAUUGGUCUUACUGGAGAAACCCUCGUUAUAAUGCCAUUCGUCUGUUCAUGACAUUAGCCAUUGGAAUAAUAUUCGGUCUCAUCUUUUGGGACAAAGGACAGAAGACAUUUAGCCAGCAAGAUCUAUUGAAUGUUUUCGGAGCCAUGUACGCAGCGGUGCUUUUCCUUGGUGCAACCAAUGCUGCGGGAGUGCAGUCUAUAAUUGCUAUUGAGAGAACAGUUUUCUAUCGCGAAAGAGCAGCUGGAAUGUACUCCCCAUUGCCUUACGCAUUUGCGCAGGUGGCCAUAGAAGCAAUUUAUGUAGCAGUACAAACUAUUGUUUAUAGCAUUCUCCUUUUCUCCAUGAUGGGCUUCGAGUGGACGGCUGCAAAGUUCUUGUGGUUCUACUACUUCAUAUUCAUGUGCUUUGUUUACUUCACAUUGUUUGGGAUGAUGGUUGUUGCAUUGACCCCUGCCCCACAAAUUGCUGCCAUUUGCAUGUCCUUCUUCACGUCCUUCUGGAACUUGUUCUCUGGUUUCCUUCUUCCUAGGCCUCAAAUACCUAUUUGGUGGAGGUGGUACUACUGGUGUUCUCCAGUGGCUUGGACAUUAUACGGCCUCGUGACAUCUCAAGUGGGUGAUAAAACCAAUACAAUCAGCGUACCUGGCGAGUCUGAAGAUGUGCCAAUAAAGGAAUUCCUCAAAGGAUACUUGGGAUUUGAAUAUGACUUUCUUCCUGCCGUGGCCGCCGCCCAUCUUGGAUGGGUUGUCCUCUUCUUCUUUCUGUUUUCCUAUGGUAUCAAGUUCCUCAACUUCCAGAAGAGAUAAAACCUACAGCUUCACUACUAUAGUCCUAGAACAGUUUUAAUAAUACAUAAAAUCAAAGGUGUAAUUAUUCAUAGAUGGGGAAGCAAAACGUCACCCCUGUUUUUGGCCUUGUUUUUUUUAUUUUUUUUCCCUCUCGAUCUUGUGUGUAUUACUAUAGCAUUCUUUUGACCUGGCUUUCAUAAGGGCAGUUAUUAAUAAACGGCAACAGAUGUGUUCCUACAGAAUUAAGAAGCUGAAUCAAAUGUUUAGUUUAGUCC
This is a messenger RNA of Populus trichocarpa (black cottonwood), 5151 nucleotides long. Its product is annotated as pleiotropic drug resistance protein 2. The record is from RefSeq and is a predicted model, not a curated record. NCBI's taxonomy places the organism in Eukaryota, Viridiplantae, Streptophyta, Magnoliopsida, Malpighiales, Salicaceae. Gene Ontology annotation, molecular function: ABC-type transporter activity; ATP binding; ATP hydrolysis activity. Bases 503 to 4894 code for a protein of 1463 amino acids. Gene Ontology annotation, cellular component: membrane. The transcript is spliced from 20 exons.